Molecule: messenger RNA, 1791 nt
Organism: Eutrema salsugineum
Lineage: Eukaryota; Viridiplantae; Streptophyta; Magnoliopsida; Brassicales; Brassicaceae
Exons: 4
Coding region: 1-1791 (596 amino acids)
Molecular function (GO): protein dimerization activity
Source: RefSeq, a predicted model, not a curated record
AUGGAUGUAACUCCACAAAACGUUGAUGAAUAUGGCGAUGAUAAAAAGAUGGACGUUCAACAGCCUAAAAAGCGUAAACAGAAAGGUCCACUAGACAGGUUUGUGACUUCCACUCCUGCAGAUAUAAUGCAAGGAAGGAAGGAGAGAAAAGGAGUUUUUGGUGCAUGUGAUAAAGAAUUAAGGGACAAGGUCUGUUUAGGCAUAUCUAAGUGGUUUACUGAUGCUGGGCUUGCAUUAAACGCUGUCACUUACGAGAGUUUUGCAGAGAUGAUUGAGUUAAUAGGGCAGUAUGGUCCAGGAUUGAAGCCACCGAGUAUGUAUGAGUUAAGAGUUCCUUUUCUUAAGAAACAAGUCGAAGAUACUCUUGCUCUAAUCAAGGAUAAUAAGAAAGAGUGGGCAUCUAAUGAGUGCUCUCUUAUGUCUGAUGGAUGGCGCGAUUCGGUCGUACAGAAAGAUAUUGUUAACUUUCUUGUUAAUUCUCCGAAGGGUUCCGAUUUCAUCAAAUCGAAAGAUGUCUCUGAAGUCGUGAAAGAUGCAAAUUGCUUAUUUAACUUGCUUGAUGAAAUGGUUGUGGAGGUAGGAGAAAAGUAUGUCGUUCAAGUCGUAACGGACAAUGCAUCAGCGUACAAAAAAUCUGGGGCAUUACUAGAGGUAAAACGACCAAAUUUUUAUUGGACUCCUUGUGCUGCACAUUGCAUUGAUUUGAUGUUGGAAGACAUUGGAGAAAUACCACAAGUGAAGAAUACAUUGAAGAAAUGUAUUUACAUAAAUGGCUAUAUUUAUAGUCAUGUCAAUCUUGUGAACACGAUGAGAAGGUUCACAAACCAACACAAUCUGCAUAGGCCUGCUGUGACUAGAUUUGCUACAUCUUUCAUCACUCUUUCACAAUUUCACAAGAAGCAGAACAACUUGAGGAAGAUGGUGACUUCUGAAGAGUGGAAUGCUUCUAAAUGGCCAAAGGAAGCUGGAGGAAAGAAAGUGCAAACGUAUCUGUUGCAAUAUACUUUUUGGAGACAUAUUUUAUAUGCUUUAAAAGUGACAGGUCCAUUGGUUAGUGUGCUUAGGAUGGUUGAUGGAGAGAGAAAACCACCAAUGGGAUAUAUUUAUGCAGCCAUGGACAAAGCAAAAGAGGCUAUUGCUAAUAGUUUCAAUCUGAGGGAGGAGCAAUACGGAAAAGUCUUUGAGAUUAUUGACAGAAGAUGGGACUGUCAGCUUCACCGACCUUUGCAUGCAGCAUGUUAUUUUCUGAACCCAGCGAUCCAGUAUGAACAUCCUGAUGAUUUACGUUGUGCGGAAGUGGAAAACGGGUUGUAUAAAUGCAUUGAAAGGCUGGUUCUUGAGCAGGAGAUUCAAGACAAAAUAUUGGAUGAGUUGGAUGCAUUUAAAAAUGCAACUGGUAUCUUUGGUAAUACAAUGGCAAAGAGGCAAAGAUCGAAAAAGUCACCAGCGGAAUGGUGGUCAUGUUAUGGAUCUUCAGCUCCAAACCUCAAGAACUUUGCCAUAAAAGUUCUUAGUCUCACUUGUAGCGCUACUGGUUGUGAGAGAAGUUGGGAUGUUUUUCAACUUCUUCAUACGAAGAGGAGAAAUCGAUUGGCCCAAAGUCGAUUGAAUGAUAUGGUUUUUGUGAAAUAUAAUCGUGCUUUGCAACGUCGAUACAAGCGAAGUGAUACCACUGAUCCUAUUCUCUUGGAAGAAAUUUAUGAAAGCAACGAGUGGCUACUUGGGAGAAUGGACGGGAACUCUUCAGAUGAAGACAAUGCUUUGGUGUUUGAAGAUGAUGAUUUGACAUAG